Messenger RNA from Colletotrichum tamarilloi, 672 nucleotides. RefSeq lists its product as uncharacterized. Lineage: Eukaryota; Fungi; Ascomycota; Sordariomycetes; Glomerellales; Glomerellaceae. The transcript has 3 exons. The record is from RefSeq and is a predicted model, not a curated record. The coding region runs from base 1 to 672 and encodes 223 amino acids.
AUGCACUUCUCAGCCAGCGCAACCUUCGCCUUGGGGCUGAUGGCCACGCAAGCCGCGGCGAGGGGCAUCGUCAAGGUGCCAAAGUACUACGCAGCAGCCGGAACCCCGACCUACACGAUCACUCUCGCCGCCCCCACGACGACCUUUCCCACGAUCUACGCGCAGCCGUCGGUGACCUCGUCAUCGACCUCGUCCUCGGCGACUGCCACCCCAACUGCCUCCUCCAACUCGACCCUGAGCGCCGACCUGCAGAGAGCCCUCGAACUCCACAACAUCUACCGCGCUGCCGUUGGCAACGCCAACUUGACCUGGGAUGACGACUUGGCCGCGAGCGCUCAGGUCUGGGCCAACCACUUGACGACUGUCGGCAGCCUGGUUCACGACUCGAACCCCGGCGGCCAGGGAGAGAACUUGGCUUCGCAGUCGGGCGGCACCACCACCUAUUUCACCAACGGUGUUCAGCUGUGGUUGGAUGAGAAGCCGCUGUAUGAUGGACAGCCCAUCCGCACCACUGGGUCGCCCAACUACUUGAACUAUGGUCACUACACUCAAGCCAUUUGGAAGAACACCCAGAAGGUCGGCUUGGCCAUGGCCACCGACUCCAAAGGUACCACAUUCGUGGUCGGACGUUACUUGCCUCCUGGAAACUACAUCGGCCAGCUGCCCUACUAA